CGCAACCUGGCAACGCGGCUCCGCGAGUAUGACAUGCGUUCUAACCUCAAUGUCUAUCGAUCAAUGAAGAAACGUAAACAAACCGUUUUAUUUCACCCUUGUGUUACUCAAUAAUAAAUAAAUAACAAAAUAAUGAUUUUAAAUAAGGGGUUAAGAGGGACAUGCGCACAGUGCCUAAGAAACUGGUCGACCAGCUCAGUGGUUUUUCUUGAGAAACAAAGCAAAUAUGCAGUCACCCCCGAUGAAAAUGUGCUAAAAGACUUAAGGGAUGAGGUGUAUAAGCCCCGGAAGCACCCUGGGGUGAUGAAGGAAAGCGCUACGGUAAUGCCGGAGGGGUUUGUGAAGGCUGCACUGAAUACUGUGGCAGAUUACCCAGUGAAGGCCUUAGUGGAAUCAGGAAAUACCCUCUCCAGACACCUAAAGGGCCGCGUGCCGCCCAUGGAACGGACCCAAAUCCUGCGAAAAUACGAACAAGUGCGGGAUAAGGUCCUAAGGCAGCACCUGGAUCGCGAAAUAACCAGUCAGGAGGAGGAGAGGAGGUUCCGACAAAUGAGCAAAGAUAAAAUCGACAACAUUAUGAGGGAAAAAAUUUACAAUUGGAAGCCCAUGAGGUACGACGUUUACUCCUCGCUCGCUUAUUUGUUAGUGAGGGCCCCGGCGGAGUACGCGGUCUUACGGCGGAUCUUGGGGGAAAUCGCCAGGCGGGAUCCCGAAUUCACCCCCAGGAGCCUGUUCGAUUUCGGAUCGGGGGUGGGCACGGUCACGUGGGCCGCCAACUUCUACUGGAAAAACCAAAUUUACGAAUACUUCAACGUCGACUGCUCGUCGGACAUGAACGACUUGGCGCAGGUGUUACUGCAGGGAGGGCGGGGGAACGCCCCUAGCUCCCUUAAGGGCGCAUUUUUCCGGCAGUUUCUACCCGCAUCAAAUGUGGGGUACGACCUGGUCGCUUCCGCUUAUUCCAUGAUGGAGCUUCCCUCCAUGGAAACCCGAUUGGACACCAUUUUGAAUCUGUGGAAUAAGACGCAGAAGUAUUUGGUGGUGGUGGAGCAGGGCACCAAUGCCGGAUUUAAGGUUAUAAACGAAAUCCGGGACUUUAUUCUUCAGAUAGACAAAGAGGGCAGCGUAGGGCACGUGUUUGCCCCUUGUCCCCAUGACCAGUCAUGUCCCAGGUACGUCCGGGAUGACGGGACUCCUUGUAACUUCGAAGUUAGAUACUGGACGAUGCCCGUUGGGCAAAAAAGCGAAUGUCGUACCGAGAGGUACUGCUACGUGGUGCUAAGAAAAGGUAAAAGGGAGGACAGUGACCAACCUAAAUGGCCCAGACUAGUCCGUCCGACCCUAGUGAAGUCCAAGCACACCCUAUGUAGGAUAUGCAGCUGCAAGGGGCAACUGGAGGAUGUGAUUUUUACCAAGAAAAAACACGGAAAGUUGACUUACCAUUGCGCCAGGGCCUCCAGAUGGGGCGACCUGCUGCCCAUCACCCUAGAAACGAACGAGGAAAUUAAUAAUAAAGAUACCGAGGACUAAA
Anthonomus grandis grandis is the source of this 1531-nucleotide messenger RNA. Its product is annotated as methyltransferase-like protein 17, mitochondrial. The record is from RefSeq and is a predicted model, not a curated record. The transcript has 10 exons. Gene Ontology annotation, biological process: translation. The coding region runs from base 133 to 1530 and encodes 465 amino acids. Gene Ontology annotation, cellular component: mitochondrial small ribosomal subunit. NCBI's taxonomy places the organism in Eukaryota, Metazoa, Arthropoda, Insecta, Coleoptera, Curculionidae. Gene Ontology annotation, molecular function: methyltransferase activity; structural constituent of ribosome.